Aspergillus alliaceus is the source of this 2373-nucleotide messenger RNA. Its product is annotated as pseudouridine-5'-phosphate glycosidase/carbohydrate kinase family protein. Bases 1 to 2373 code for a protein of 790 amino acids. The transcript is spliced from 7 exons. The record is from RefSeq and is a predicted model, not a curated record. NCBI's taxonomy places the organism in Eukaryota, Fungi, Ascomycota, Eurotiomycetes, Eurotiales, Aspergillaceae. Gene Ontology annotation, molecular function: kinase activity; pseudouridylate synthase activity.
AUGUUUGCUUCACGAGCUGCGGCUCGCCACUGCUGCAGGAAAACCAGAGCGCCGGGAUUGACUCUUCCCGCACGACGCCUUCAUGGCCUUGCGCAAAGCAAGUUUCUCCAGGUCUCGGAGGAAGUUCGCGAUGCCGUAGCCACAGGAAAACCUGUGGUAGCUCUAGAAUCUACAAUCUACACUCAUGGGUUCCCAUACCCCGAGAGUGUUGCUCUUGCGUCGUUACUGGAAACCGUCGUACGGGCUAAUGGCGGUAUUCCCGCUACGAUUGGUAUUUUGAACGGUGUGGCCAAGGUGGGCCUUAGCGCCGAAGAACUUAUCGAGCUGGCUUCAACUGCAGAGAGCAAAAAUGCCCUGAAAGUAUCUCGCAGAGAUUUGGGUUACAUAUGCGGAUUGGGCUUGGCUGGGAAACGGGUGCACGGUGGCACAACAGUGUCGGGGACAAUGAUCCUGGCCCAUCUGGCUGGGGUUAGGGUCUUUGGAACUGGGGGUCUUGGCGGUGUACAUCGCGGUGGAGAGAAUUCUAUGGAUAUAUCCGCCGAUCUCACCGAACUGGGACGAACACCGGUGGCUGUUGUCAGCUCGGGAUGCAAAAGCUUCCUGGACAUCCCACGCACUUUGGAAUAUCUUGAGACCGAAGGUGUCUGUGUUGGGACGUUUGCGGAUGGCCGUGCGGGCCAGGUAGACUUUCCUGCGUUCUUCACGCGGGACAGUGGCAUAAAGAGUCCAAAGGUUAUUCAAGAUGAAGCAGAGGCAGCUGCCAUAAUUUAUGCGCAAUCAAAACUCCCAGUCUCAUCUGGAAUGCAUUUCGCCAACCCCGUGCCGGUGGAGCAGUCUAUUCCCAAGCAAGAAAUGGAUGAGAUUAUCGAGGAAGCAAUCCGGCUUGCCGAGGUCGAGGGUCGCCAGGGCAGCGACAACACUCCAUUUGUAUUAUCCAAAAUCAAGCAACUUAGCGGUGGUAAGAGUGUCGUAGCCAAUCGUGCCUUAGUUGAGGCCAACGUGCAGCGCGCUACUCGUGUCGCCGUGGAGCUUGCCAACUUGGAACAAUCUAAUGGAACGCUUAAUGAGCGGCAUAUGCCAGCAAUUUCUGGAGACGUCAGAGCUGACCAAGCAACUUCAGAGACAGAGCUUAAGCUCAAUCCAACUACUGAAGGAUCCAUCGAGGCACUAGACAAAGUAGACGUUCUUGUUGCUGGCUCUCUCGCGGUCGAUUUUUCCUGUGAUUAUGCUCCUCCUGCAGGAGAACAAGACAUCAAACCUAUUUCCGAUACUUCAAAUCCAGCCAACAUCAGACAGAGCCUUGGCGGUGUGGGUCACAAUGUUGCCAUUGCUACAAAGUAUCUUGGCAGCUCCGUUCUCUUUUGUAGUCUUGUCGGUGACGAUCUAAGUGGCCGUGCAGCCCUAUCGGCUCUUCAAAAAGAGGGGCUCUCCACCGCUGGUGUACAGAUACUGCCCGCUUCAAACGACGCCAGGACUGCCCAGUAUGUAGCUGUUAAUGAUGCUAGGAAAGACCUCGUUGUGGCCAUGGCAGACAUGGGUAUUAUGGAGCUGCCAGGGAAGAAUUUGGACUUUGGGAAUUUCUGGGAGACUCUCCUCUCCCGCACAAAGCCUCAAUGGGUCAUCGUCGAUGCGAACUGGAGUCCCGGGGUCCUUUCCAACUGGGUCUCUGUAGCCAAGAAGCAUGGCGCACGAGUCGCCUUCGAGCCCGUAUCCAAUGCCAAAAGCCGCCGUCUAUUCAGCAGAAGCGCCGAGGCAAAUGCGGCAAUUAGCCCGUCGACAUCCGUCCCCAACCAUGCGAUCAGCCUAGCGACCCCCAAUCAAUUUGAACUCACUACCAUGUACAUGGCUGCACGCGAGAGCGGGCUGCUUGACUCUGAUGGCUGGUGGCGCAUCAUAGAUGCGAUGGGCAUGUCAUCAGCAGGGGCUCGAGACCGGCUCGUAGCAAUGACAUCAAACCAUCUUGUAGAUAAGGGCAUACCCCAGCAGAGUAUCCAACUCCUUCCUUACAUUCCCUGCCUCAUUACCAAACUGGGGUCGCAGGGUGUUCUUGUCACUCAGCUGCUUCGCCCCGGUGACCCGCGCCUCACAUCACCCGAUUCGGCUCCUUAUAUCCUCUCACGUGCUGCAAUCACUGAUGAGUUGAUUGGGGGAGUGUACCUGAGAUUGUUUCCGCCAGCCGCCGUGCUGCCCGAUGAGGAGAUUGUUAGUGUCAAUGGAGCCGGGGAUACGCUUCUGGGAGCGGUAAUCUCAGGACUUGCGAAGGGAGCAAAGAACGUGGAAGAUGUCAUCCCUCUUGCACAGGAGGCUAGUCUUAGGACAUUGAAGAGCCCAGGAGGUGUUAGCAGUGACAUUGCUAGUUUGAGGUAUGUCUGA